AUGUUAGCUUUUAUGGCUAUAUUUCUACUCUUCUUUAUAGAGAGAAUAUUUGGAGGUCUAACUGGCCACACUACAAUUUUCAGUUUGGAUGUUGAAUAUAAUCUGAGAGUCGCAGUCUCAGGGUAUACCACUUCAUCUGAUUUAAUAACAGCAGGUUAAGGACAUUUUAUCGCAUAUUUAGGAACCAACAACAAGUUCAAAUGGGGAAAGUAUAUAGAAAAUUUAGAUCCAGCAGCAAGUGCAUGCUAUGUUAGACUAUCUCGAUGGCUCUCAAGUUCAGAAUCAAAUUCAAAAAGUGGACUUGGUGUUGCAUGUUAGAUUAAUGAUGGCAUCUUAGUUAUGUUUAUGAAUCUAAAUGACGGUGAGAUAUAAAGUUAGUACUACGAUUAAACUGCUGGUACUACUAAUCGAUAUGGAUUGUAUUUUCAUUCAACAGACAGUCUUUUUGUAGUCCUUGAGUAUUAAAAUAACUGGAGGUUGACAAAAUACAUGAAUAGUACUGGGAUCAGUUUCAACUUAGCUGGGAACUCAAUAUCCUAGUAUUCUAAAGCUUCAAGAAUAAUACUAGAUUACUAUGAAUCUAAUGUAAUUCUUAUUGGAGGUCUGAUAAAAUACACUGAUGAUGUUGUUUACACAGUUGUUUCGAAAAUUUACUAUAACUAAUAAAGUAUUAAUUCCAUUCAAGGAGUUGCUAAUCCAAAUUACCCAUCAGAAUAUUAUACGGUUAGUGGGAUAUGUGCGAGUGAUUAUUUCAGUUUUGCUGUACUUACUGAUUAAAAUGCAGGUUAGCAUUAAUUUACUUUAUGGAUUACAACUGGAUCACAGGCAAUAAGUUACUCUAGAUUUAAGACCUUUUAAGAAUUUGAGGUUGUUGGAUGUGGCUUUGGGACUGUAUUGAUUCAAUAUACCCUCUCUAAAUUACUCUAUUAUAUAAAAGUGGAUUUUACUAAUGAUGGAAAUAUUGCCUAUCAGAGUAAUGCUACAUACUUUGACAAUUACUAGUAAAGAUAAAUAGUGUAGGGCUCCUUUCCCAAAAAAAAUUAUUUCUUUUAUGCUGGAUCAUCUUAAAGUUACAAAUACCCCAUUCCUGAAUCAACAUCCUAUGCAAAUUAAAUGGGUUUUAUCAUGGGAAUUGGCUCAGGAAUAUAGUGCUCAGGAAGUUAAUCAGAUGUAACAGGUUUACUAUAAAAUUUUGUAAUGGAAUAAUUUGUUCUGCCUAAAGUUACUCUUAGUAAUUCCAUAAUAUAGUCUCUAACUAUUUUGGAUCAAGUAGUGGAAGGAACAGUUUCUGUGACAUCAAUCGAUAUGAAUUCAACUGUUGACAAUACAUGGUGUCCUCAAUUAAGAACGUAUUAAUCAUUAAUCUAUUACACCUAAGAAUAUGAAGCUUCGUAUACAUAUUUACUGAAUGAACCUCUAAAAAAUUGGACAUUAUACCACACUCCAAGAGUAGAAUAUGCUUGUGAUGAUGCUGAAUAGAAAUAUUAUGUCACUAGUCCAGUAACACUACCAACUUUCCUUACUUAGGAGGAAGAUAAUAAAGGUUCAUUUAAGUUUUUUACAAAUGACAAAAAUGAUCUAGGAUAAUACAAUCUGACAAUCAGAGUUUAGUAUGAACCUACUAAAAUUAAUAAGACAAUGAAGAUAUAACUAAGUGUUAGACAUUGCGAAGAUGUUAAAAUAUACAAAUCAACCUAAUAUGCCUAUCCAUACACAGUUGGAGAUGGCAACAGAACAAUCUAGCUCUACUAGUUUUACCUUACCCUCAACUGCAAUGUCACCUACACUUUAAAGUACAAAAAUGGAUCUGAUUUUGAUAAGAGCAUUUUCUACUUCGACACAGUUAAUUUUCGGCUAUAUCUAAAGGCAGAUAACAACUCUUAAUCAGGAAUUUAUUAAUUUGAUCUCUAUGGAUUUGUAGAUACUUUUCCUUAAGCGAAUGAGAACUCAUCAUUUUCAAUCACAGUCAAUUACAACUGCUUCUAUGCAAAGUUCAAUAUUUAACCAUAGCUGGAUGUGUAUUAUUAUGAUGUAAGUGACGGGAAGAAUGAAACUAUUGGAAUUAUGAACUGGUCCUAAGAUUUACCCGACUGUCCUGGAAUCUAAUAUACUCUUGUUGAUUAAGACUUCAACGCACCUGAUCCUGCAAUUUUUUCAUUUAUAAAUAAGCGAUUCACAGUUAUGUCUAAUGAUUUUUCACUUACCGAUAACGAGUAUACAUUUUAUCUAAUAGGAAAUAAUACUAAAAAAUCCUAGGCAUUUGCUUUUAAAGUUGUGAUGAUAAAUUCUUGUUAAGUUGCAACAAUUACACCUAAUAAGAUUUCAGAUUAGUUCUAUACGAUUGGAGCUAUCCAGAAGUAGAUAGCAGUUUAUGGAUGGAUAUCAUCUACUAAUAUAUGUAAAACAUUCACCUAUGAAGUUUAAUGUAGCCCAGCUUGCAACUCCUUUUUAACAUUCGAUGAUGUUAAUAACGUAAUUAAUGUGUAAACUGGCAAUUUACUUUUAACAGAAACUUAUUAUAAAGUAACAAUUACUGGCUAUAUCGAUUUUAAAUUUCAAAAAAAUACCACCUUUUUCACUAUAGGACUUUUAAAUUAUUGCUAAAGUGCUGUUAUUCAGGUUGGAAAGUAAAGAGACCUAUUUUACACAAUUGGAUCUCUUGAAUAUGAAGUGGAAUUGCCUCCAUUUUCAUCUACUGCUACGGUUGCUGAAUGUGGAGCAUUUAAAUAUACUAUAACAGAGGCAAACUUUAAAGAUAUAAGUUUCCUAACUCUAGAUGGAGACUCAAAUAUACUUACUAUAUUUACAGAAAAUAGAGCAUUCGCUGAUUACAAUCCUUUUUCUCUUGUAGUUUCUGGAGUACAAGGAUUAUCAUAAAAUUUCAAAAAUCAGAUGAUUUUCAGAUUAAAUUUAAUUGCAAAAUGCUAGCCUACUUAAAUAAAUGGGCCUUCUCCUAAAACCUUAAUUUACUACAUCCUUGAUGAUCCUCUUGAGGUUGUUCCAGAAGCUUUUAGCUCUGACCCAGCAGGUUGUGAGUUUACUUACAUUUGCAAGAUGUAAGGAGAAGAUUGUGAUACUACAAUGAUAAAAAACUUUGAUUGGUAAACUGGAAGUUUUGAUGUAUUCGUAUCUGAUUACAAAAAAGUUGGAAUGCAUGAAGUUGAAAUUUUAGCUUAUACAGGUGCAGUAUCAGGCUCAACAAUAAUUACUCUAGACCUUUAAAUAAAUUGCAAUUUGAGUGUCAUCAGUCCAGUAGCAAUUUCAAAUAAGACGCUUGGAUAUAAAGGCCCAAAUUUGAGAUUCUAAUUUACAAAAUUCUCAGAUUCGUUGAACUGUGGACCAAAAAUUGUCUACACUGCCAAAUAAGUUGGUUAAUCCAGCUUGCCUUAAGGAGAAGUUAUUAGUGAGAUAUUAUCUGACUAUAGAAUAAUAGCAUUUCAAAGUAUGAAUUUUACCGAAGAAAAGAUAAUCUCUAUUGAGCUAAUUGGAACUUUUUUGGAAAAUUCAUUCUUAAUUACUGAAAAGCUAAAGUCAAUGGAUGUAUCCCCAUUUUCUCAGAAACCAUUUUGUGAUAUUCCAAUCAAUUACAUCUCAACAAUGGCCAAUGGCUAGCCUCUACCGUCUUUUAUUUCUAUUAACACCAUCAGUUUGACUUACACUAUUUCCACCACAAAUACUUCACACAUUGGUCUUUAUGAAAUUAAGCUUAGUGGAACUACUGUGAGAUAACUACAGUCAGCGGAGAUUAUUUUUACUAUAAAUAUCGCUCGUGAUUAAUCUUAAAUGGGUGGUCUAAUCAAUACAGGUCCUCCUUAUUUUUAGAAGGAUCUAGAAUUGUUUGAAAUGAGAUGGAAUGAAUUUAAACUUUACUCUUUGCCGAGCAUUAGAGAUGAUGAUGAUGAUGAUGAUUAUAGCUGUGAACUUUAAAGCAGUCCAAGUUUUGUCAAGUAUCUUAAUGGGAAAAUAUAUCUUUCUUCUACAAAGUAAAAUAUAGGGGAGCAUCAAGCAACAAUACUUUUAAAGGAUAAAAAUAUGAAUAGUCAAAGCUAAACAUACUCACUCAAAAUAUAAAUAUAUGAUAUAAUUGCAAAUGAUAAUGGUGAUGGUGUUGAUGAUCUCUCUGGUGAGGAAAUAAUAGUACCUAUAGUAGAGGAUGGAGAACCUGGAACAUACUAAGAUGAUACAACAGAUUUCGAAAAGAAUCCGGAAAAAUACAUUACAGCUCAAAUUAAGAAAGUUUAUGCCAAUGGAAAAGUUCUUAUAUAGUUCAGUGAAAAUAUUGAUACACCAAAGGAUUUUAGUUAAUUUAAUUCAAAGAUCUUAUAAGUUAAAGUAAGUGCUGGUCCUUACUCUAAAAUUGAGGAACUUGGAUUUACAUGGGAAUGCACAGAAUUUGGCUAGAAAACAAUGACACUAAAAUUAACAUUUUAAAACCCACUUAGAAUAUCUUAUCAAGGAAAAGACAAAGUAAAUGUUAAGUUUUUACAAGGGUUACUAUUUUAAAGUAGUAAAGAUAAAAAGAAGCAUAUACCUGGUGGAUAUUUAAUUAGCAAAGAUAUAACUAGAUAAAUGGACAACGAUGGUUUUUCUUCAUUUUUGGGAGGUAUUGGAGAUGGUCUUUAAGGAGGGGCAAAUGCAAUUGUUUUAGGGAAUUUUGCUACAAAUCUUAUACUCUCCUCUUCCCUUUAAUAUUUAUGGGGAAUGAUCAAUGUUUUGCAGAUUACAGUACACAUGCCGCUCUUUAAUAUCAACUACCCGCCAAAUGCUAAAUUUAUUAGUAGCUUGCUUGUUAGUGUUUGCACUUUCGAUUUUAUUCCAUCAGAGGAAGCGAUAAUUAAUGCUUUCUAAUUUGAAGGUGAUGAGCCUUACGAUUCUAAUUUCGAUGCACUUGAUAUCUUUUAACUUAAGAUUAACCUUAAUUUCAUAACUUUAACUCCUUUUCACGAUAUGGCAGCUAAACAAGCAAGAAAAGCAUAUUUCUAUUUUGCAAACAAAUUAUAUUACAAUUAUUUCCUGACAUUUUUAAUUGAAGGAUAUAUAAGUUAUGCUUUGAUAAGCAUGAUCAAUAUUCAAAAUUUGAAAUUCGAUGAGAGUCUGUAAAUUCUAUCAUCUCUUCUUGCUCUGGUAUUUUUCAUUCUCACAGUGCUAUCUCCCAUUGCAAUAGCAAUUUUUAUUAACAAAAGCUUUGACUAUAUUUAAGCAGAGGACGAUUUGUAUGAAAAACGAUAUGGUUCUCUUUGGGAUACUUUAAAAAGAGACUCAAGAAAAACUUUAUUUUGGAAUGUACUCUUCCUUUUAAAAAGAUUUGCAUUUGCCUUGACUGCUGUAUUCAUGAGAGAAUCUCCAACAGCUUAAGUUUAAAUAGUUGUUUACUUGAAUUUGACUACUAUGAUGUAUGUACUUUAUACAAAACCAUUUAGCAAUCCUGCAAUAAAUAAAUUGGAGAUAUUUAAUGAAGUCUGUGUUCUUUUGAUAUCCUAUCUUUCCUUUUUAUUCACAGAUUACAUAAAUAACCCGAAAACAUAGUAUAAAAUAGGGUUAUUCUCUCUUUUUGUUUCAGCAGUAAUGAUUGGAGUAAAUUCUUCUUACAUGACUUACAUGAUGGUUUUAGAGCUGUCAACUUCAGUCAAAAGACUUAUUAAUAAAAUAAAGGGUUGGGUAGCUGAAAAAAGAAUUUCCAAGUAUUUUUAAGUUACAAAAACUCCAGACCAUGAUGAUGAUCAUUAAAGGAUAUAGGAUAGACAUAGCAUAGAUUUUGAUAAUAGUUCUCAUAUUAAAAACUAAUAAAUGUUUGAGUAGACUAGUACUAGUUUUAAGCCAGCAGACAAUGUUCAUGAAUCUAGGGAGGCUUCUAGGUAGAAUGCUGCAGCGUAGAGAGCAGCUUAUGAUGUUAGCUUGGGCAGGUAAAGAAAAUUAGGAGUAGGAGUAAAACUAGGUAAAAUAAAGGAAGUUUAAAAGCUUUUUAAACCAAUCAGUGGACUUCCAGUUGAUGAAGAUCUAGAGUAAAUUAAUAUUCCAAUAAGAAAGUAAACUUCAAUAUCAGCAUAACCAAGCAAUCAAAGAUAAGACACUAUCCAUGCUGUUGCUGGGGAGUAUUAGUAUAAUGGUAUCUAAUAUGGAGAUUAUUGA
Stylonychia lemnae is the source of this 6129-nucleotide messenger RNA. The record is from the annotation of a GenBank genome assembly. NCBI's taxonomy places the organism in Eukaryota, Ciliophora, Spirotrichea, Sporadotrichida, Oxytrichidae.